This is a messenger RNA of Thunnus maccoyii (southern bluefin tuna), 3133 nucleotides long. RefSeq names its product poly(A)-specific ribonuclease (deadenylation nuclease) (gene parn). Gene Ontology annotation, biological process: nuclear-transcribed mRNA poly(A) tail shortening. The transcript has 26 exons. Gene Ontology annotation, molecular function: poly(A)-specific ribonuclease activity; metal ion binding; RNA binding. The coding region runs from base 122 to 2152 and encodes 676 amino acids. Gene Ontology annotation, cellular component: nucleus; cytoplasm. The record is from RefSeq and is a predicted model, not a curated record. Lineage: Eukaryota; Metazoa; Chordata; Actinopteri; Scombriformes; Scombridae.
CCAACAAACCUAGCAUUUACCUUUAGCGAGCGGCCCCGGAAGUGUUUGUAAAACUGUUAAAAGCCCGUUGACGUAGGCUAGCUAGCGAUAGCUGACAGCCGGGUUCAGUCAUUGUGCGAGGAUGGAGGUGACACGCAAAAAUUUUAAAGACUGCUUAAACUCUGUGUAUGCCGCCAUAGAGGAUGCGGACUUCCUUGCAAUCGAUGGAGAAUUUUCAGGGAUAAGCGACGGCCCUAAUGUCAGUGCACUCACCAACGGACUGGACACGCCGGAGGAGCGAUACACCAAGCUGAAAAAGCAUUCCAUGGACUUCCUGCUGUUCCAGUUUGGAUUAUGUACAUUCAAGUACGACCAGACAGAGUCAAAGUACAUCACAAAGACUUUUAAUUUUUAUAUAUUCCCAAAACCAUUCAGCAGGACGUCCCCCGACAUAAAGUUCAUCUGUCAAAGUUCCAGUAUCGACUUCCUGGCCAGUCAGGGAUUUGACUUCAACAAGGUGUUCUGUCACGGAAUCCCAUACCUGAAUCAAGAAGAGGAAGCCCAGCUGAGGGAGCAGACAGAGGAGAGGAGGAAUCAACAUGCUAACGGUGUUGGGACACCAUCCUACAUCUCCCCAUCCUCCAAAGGUCCUGCACACGUACCCGAGGAACAUAAAGACUUCAUCAACAGAGUGGUAGAGAAGGUUGAGGCUCUCUUCACUAACGCAGAGAAGACUUUGGACUUGGAGCCAUGCACUGGGUUUCAGAGGAAGCUGAUAUACCAGACACUGAACUGGAAGUUUCCCAAGGGGCUUCAUGUGGAAACCAUGGAAACAGAAAAGAAGGAGCGAUACAUCCAGGUCAGUAAAGUGGAUGAUGAGGAGAGGAAGAGGAGGGAACAGCAGAAACUGGAGAGAGAGCAGGAGGAGCUAAAUGAUGCAGUAGGCUUCUCCAGGGUCAUCCACGCCAUUUCCAAAUCUGGUAAACUUGUGGUUGGCCACAACAUGCUGUUAGAUGUGAUGCACACCAUCCACCAGUUCUACUGCCCACUGCCAGAGGAUCUUCAAGACUUUAAAGAGGUCACAAUGUGCGUCUUCCCAAGACUUCUGGAUACAAAGUUGAUGGCUUCCACUCAGCCAUUUAAGGAGCUGAUCACGAACACCUCUCUGGCAGAGUUGGAGAAACAGCUGAAGGAGACUCCCUUCAAGUCACCACGAGUUGAAGCGGCAGAAGGUUUCCCCAGUUACAACACAGCCCAGGAACAGCUACACGAGGCGGGGUAUGACGCUUACAUCACAGGCCUCUGCUUCAUCUCCAUGGCCAACUACCUGGGCUCUUUCUUGACUCCACCCAAAGCCUACAUCUCAGCUCGCUCCAAACUUAUUGAGCCUUUCUUCAACAAGCUUUUCCUGAUGAGAAUAAUAGAUAUUCCCUACCUCAACAUCACAGGACCAGAUUUGCAACCUAAAAGAGACCAUGUCCUGUAUGUCACCUUCCCAAAAGAGUGGAAGACCAGUGACCUCUACCAGCUCUUUAGUGCCUUUGGGAACAUCCAGGUUUCAUGGAUGGACGACACAUCAGCCUUUGUGUCCCUCAGUCAAACAGACCAGGUGCAAAUAGCUAUGAACACCAGCCGCUAUGCAGAGAGCUACAGGAUCCAGACAUAUGCAGAGUACAUCCAGGGUAAGCAGCAGGAGAAGGAGAAGCUCAGCCAGACAGCCAAAAGCUGGGGAGAGGACGGCUGGGUGAAACCUCACUACACCUCCUCUACUGCUUCCGGUUUCGGUUAUCCCAGGGGUUUGAGGAAACGCAGCAUCAGCCCCGUUCAGGCAGACCCGGGGUCCGGAGAUGCUCUGGUUGCAGACGGUUGGAAUAACUACUCAUACAUGGAUAGCACAGGCAGCAAGAAGAUGAAAACUGAUGAUGUUGUCGAGAGCAAGACCUCAGAAGGAUGGCUAAAGACAACAGAUUCGUCAGAUUCAGCGGGGUUAAGUCCAGUCCCUGAUGAGGACGAAAGUCCUGAGGGCACCGAUCCAGCCAAUAACGCUGAGGGGACGGUCACCUGGCAACAAGCCCCGACAGUCCACGGGAGGAAAGGUCAAAAGAACAAGAAAAAGAAGUCCGAAGAGGCUGAAUCUACAACAUCGCUGUUUGAGGUUCCAGAGGUUUGGUAGCGAGAGGUGAGGAGCGGAGAGGCCGCUAUCUCAUACUGGGCUUCUGCUCAGUCUCUUCCUAAGCACUUGGGGCACUCUCUCCUUCAAGGGCAUACAUUACUGGGAGUGGUGCGUGCCCUAAAUUCAUCCGUUCACUCAACAGCUGUGGAUACCGUGUCCAAAGCAACCAACAGAGCAAGUUGACUGGACUAUUGAAAGAGAGAACACAAGCCAUAACGACAGCUGCCAUAUUUUGAUCUUAAACCAGAGGAGCAGGCAACUUUUCUGCGUUAACACACACACACACACACACACACGCGCACACACACACACACACACACACAACUAGAAUCUUGAAGUUUAAAAACUUCGGAAAUUUUCAUUUAUUUUCUGACGUGUUCAGACUGGAAUCUGCCACCACAGCCAUGCUGUCAGUUUGGAAUUAUUCAUCAAUUUUAAUGACGUUGUCUCCUCUAAUCAGUCUUAUAUUUUAUGAGUGUGAGUUGUAUGCGAGUUUGUGCAUGGGAGGGAGAGUUACAUUUUCUCUUGUCUUUGUAUCCCUGUGAAUCAUUUUCAUAAAUAUUUCAUAAAAUACCACUUAACAGGUCCUGUAGUUUACACGGUCAGGGUUAUUUAGGAUUUAAAGGCGGUCAAAUAUAUUUUUUUCUCCAUUUUUAAAGAAAACAAGUAAUUUAUGUCAACUUCUCCAGUUUUAUCAAAACAUAAGCUGAUCAAUGAUAAUGUGAUAUUUAUUAUUGGUGGCAUUUUGACCCUUCAUGAGAGGUGCUUGUUUUUUUGUACAUAAUUGUUUUUCUUUACCUUUUUUUUUUUUUUUUGAUGUUUAAUGUUUUGUAACUGUGUCAACCUGCAACGAUGUUGAAGUAUGUUCCAAUGCAAAAUGUGUAAACGCAAGAAAACGUAUACAUUUUUGUAUAAGAUAAAGUUUAAAAAUCCUUAAAUAUUUCCUUGGAAAGGGAAUUAAUUAAAGAAAGUUUCUUAGUA